AUGCUCUUCUCGAUGAAGGCGGGGGUUGCUGCCACGCAGUUGCAGGGUUUAUGUGGUGCAGCAGCAGCAGGUAACCCCGCUAUUGUUGCAGCAGAAAGGGAGGUUCGCUUCAACUCGUGCUGCUGGGCUGCAGCAGAUGUUUUGGUUGCGGCGCAGGAAGAUAGUGUUGUCUCUCUGUGGGAUAUUCGUCAGUCCCCAAAACAGCCAACCGGCGAGAUGCUGCGCCUAUACGACUGGCGUAAGAUGAAUGAAGCAUUGCAUGUGGUUGAGGGUUGUUGCGAGGGUUUAGGGGUUUCGGUGGUUUGCUUCUCUCCCUUUCUCUCUUCUUUUCUUCUUUGUGGCGGCAGCAACAAACAUAUUUCUUUUUUUGAUUUAAAUAAAGUGGGAGAGGACCAAGACCCAGAAGACGCUGAGGAUGGACCCCCAGAGCUACUGUUUACACACGGAGGCCACCGGGCGGAUAUAUAUGAUGCUGCGUGGAACUGCGAUGAGAAAUUUCCUCAGAUGGUUGCUUCUGUUGCUAACGACAACAAACUCCACAUCUGGCAGCCGAAAGCCUCUGUCUUCUUUGAGAGCGACAGCGAGGAGGAGGUGGACCCCGAGCAGUUGGAGUGA
Messenger RNA from Eimeria mitis, 615 nucleotides. RefSeq names its product WD domain, G-beta repeat domain containing protein, putative. Gene Ontology annotation, molecular function: histone binding. The record is from RefSeq and is a predicted model, not a curated record. Gene Ontology annotation, cellular component: nucleus. The transcript has 7 exons. Gene Ontology annotation, biological process: regulation of gene expression. Bases 1 to 615 code for a protein of 204 amino acids. NCBI's taxonomy places the organism in Eukaryota, Apicomplexa, Conoidasida, Eucoccidiorida, Eimeriidae.